This is a messenger RNA of Sphaeroforma arctica JP610, 720 nucleotides long. RefSeq lists its product as hypothetical. NCBI's taxonomy places the organism in Eukaryota, Ichthyosporea, Ichthyophonida. The record is from RefSeq and is a predicted model, not a curated record. The annotation marks the transcript as partial. The transcript has a single exon.
AAUCCAUACAUACUUGCCAACUUCAUUGCCUAAACAAAUGGUACACGUCCCACUCUAGCGUGUCGAUGUGUGUGUUUUGACCACGUAGAACUAGACCUUGCAUUAGUCAUACGCCUGUCCUAGACGUUUUAGUUGUUUGUUGACAAACGUAUGCCAUAGGCCAAUCUAUAUUUGUGGAAUUGUGGUGUUGUGUUAGUUGGUGUGCGAUAUCGUACGGUUCUAAUACUCCUAAUACGCUGAAAUAUAGCAUAUUAUAUCAUGUCUGGUGCUGGUGCAUCUCCCAACCCUAACAGGGGUGGCCGCCCGCGUGCGAACACGGCAUCAGGAAACAACAGUAGACCGUCAGGACCAUAUCCGGUUAAUCCUAUGGACGGCGUGCUUGAUCCGCGUAAUAUAAGCACUCAACAACCUUCUAGAAGCCCUCAACCGCAACGCCAACCCAGACCCAAUCAGCCCCAAGAUGGUGUAUUGGUACCCCGAGCCCAACAACAUGGAGGUAGUGGGAAUCCUGGGGGAGGGGGUGGUUCGAGGCCAAAUUCUCAGGGGGGCAAAAAGGUGGUAAUAGUUCCUACUAGUAAAGCACCUGGCCAAGGACACGGCCAGGGUCAGGAACACCCCAAACAACGCCGAAGUUCUUCGGCUCAAAUGCACUCGCCGAAUGUGAUAAACCCUAGAAAGCCAGCACAGCAGAAUAACCCGCAACGGAAUCCAGUGCCGGGU